AUGCACUCGCUCAAGUUGGCUCUCGUAUGCGCGCUGCUAGGCGCUUGUCAUGCGUUUCCGCCAGAAUCUUCUCGCGUGCUCGUUCGAAGAGGUCGAUGGCCAGCUUUCUCGAGCAAGGUGAGUCGAGUCCCGCUGCUCAACACUCGUUUCGUGCGCGGCCCCCCACUCACCACCCCCACCCUUUCCUCGCAGGCCGGUGCAGAGGCAGCGAUGGAAAUUUUCCGUCCGCCAUCUCCUACCACAGAGGGAGCAUCUUCUGCGCAUCCUUUCAACAAUCCAGACCCGAGGGUGGAGCACAGCCGCGGAACGAUCAUCCCUCCUCCCUCUUCGGCGCAGCAAGAUGGUCUGAGGGAGAUCCCCGGAGCAAGCUUGAUGCGCAGUCCAUCGGGUCAUCACCAGCAAGUCGUCAUACACGAAGGAGCGCAGUGGAAGCACGUGUCGAGUCGAGAAGGUGCUGGUGCCCACCUGCAGCGCUUGGCAUUCGACCGACCGAUCCGCAUCGAAGUUCAAGCGAAUACCCGCAUCUACACUCCAGCAGACCUGCAGACGGGUCGAAACACUGGUAGUCUCCUCGUUCCCAACGACUACGACACGCCUUCGUCCACUUCCAGCGGGCUGGUCAGGGGAGCAAAGUACGACCCGCAGCUGCACCCGAUGCACGCUCACGGAAAUGCUGUGCGGCCCACGGCUGCAGAGCGAGCACAUUUGAACUCCCACGUCAUGUCCUCGCCUUUCGAUCGCACCGAGCUGGGUGGUCCAUCGUGA
Messenger RNA from Ceraceosorus bombacis, 765 nucleotides. The record is from the annotation of a GenBank genome assembly. Lineage: Eukaryota; Fungi; Basidiomycota; Exobasidiomycetes; Ceraceosorales; Ceraceosoraceae.